AUGAUGGCUGGUGGAUUAUCCGAGUAUACUGCCAUGGGCGGUGAUAACCUCCCGCUUCGCAGGCUGCCGCGUGCAAAGCCACGUGCUUUGAUCGUCGUGGCAGACGGUUGCGACGAGCUGGAGACGCUAGCGCUGUCGGACAUCUUAGUCCGCGGCGGACUUCAUGUCAUCAUUGGCUCGGUCGGCCAAGCGAAAAACAACAUCAUUGUGGGCAACUACGGCUUGCACAUCCAGGCCGAGAAGCCUAUCGAUAGGUGCAGCCUCGAAAUCUUCGACCUGAUCGUUGUGCCUGGGGGUGACGGCGCGAGCCACUUGCGUGACUCAGAUCUUGUGACUAAGAUGCUGCUGGAGCAGAAGCAAGCGGGACGCUGGAUCGCUGCAAGUUCCUCGGCACCUGCGGUUGUGCUCAACCCGCAUGGAUUGCUUGAAAGUCGCGCAACAUGCUCACUGCCCCACGAGCCGGAAAUGACACGCGAGUUCGUGGAUGAAGACGUUGUCGUCGACAAUCGAUGCGUAACGGCCCAGGGUGCUGGCACGGUGAUGAAGUUCGCGCUCACACUGGUCAAGCUGAUAAUGGGCGAGAUGGCUGCUGAGGCGGCUGCAGUUGAGCUCUUGUGUCCAUGGUCAUAG
Messenger RNA from Hyaloperonospora brassicae, 630 nucleotides. Lineage: Eukaryota; Oomycota; Peronosporomycetes; Peronosporales; Peronosporaceae. The record is from the annotation of a GenBank genome assembly.